Messenger RNA from Mytilus californianus (California mussel), 1311 nucleotides. RefSeq names its product neuronal acetylcholine receptor subunit alpha-6-like. Gene Ontology annotation, biological process: regulation of membrane potential; signal transduction; monoatomic ion transmembrane transport. Bases 1 to 1311 code for a protein of 436 amino acids. The record is from RefSeq and is a predicted model, not a curated record. Lineage: Eukaryota; Metazoa; Mollusca; Bivalvia; Mytilida; Mytilidae. Gene Ontology annotation, molecular function: transmembrane signaling receptor activity; neurotransmitter receptor activity; extracellular ligand-gated monoatomic ion channel activity. Gene Ontology annotation, cellular component: membrane; synapse; neuron projection. The transcript has 6 exons.
AUGAAUCAUGAACUAGUUUUUCUAACAGUAUUACACGCAUCGGGAGGGUUGAAACCACGUCCAGAAAAACCAGUUUACAGUCCAUCGUUAGAAACAAAGCUAAGGCAUGAAUUAUUCAUGGGUUAUGAGGUGUUACAGAACCCUCGCGAGAACGUCAAAAUAUUUAUCAGGCUAACCAUUCUAACUGUCAACAACCUGAAUAUUAAAGACCAAGAACUAUCAAUAUCCGGAUACCUGUCUGUUGUUUGGCAGGAUUCUAGAUUAGACUGGUCAAACAGUUCCACUACCUCGGAAGACUUUACCAAUGUAAGAUUUCUCUUCACUACAGAGGAGUAUGUUUGGAGACCCGCGCUUAUCAUAGAAAACUCAGUUAAGGACAUAGGAAUUAUCAAUGAUAAAUCAAUUCCAAUGCGAAUUGUAAGUGAUGGAACUAUAGUUUGGAAUCCAUCGGGCAUAUACGAAGUAAACUGUGAAUCUGACAUUACGUACUAUCCAUUGGACACACAAGAAUGUACGGUAAAAAUAAGUUCCUGGGCAUACACAACAUCAGAUGUUUCAUUAGACUUUGAAGCUAAUCCUGUAGACCUCAGUUUCUUUUCAGCAAAUGGUGAAUGGGAUCUUGUUUCUGCAUCAAGUAGCAGAUCAAGGUUAAAAUCAAGAAGAGGAAUUUCGUUUUCAAGUUUGACUUAUUCACUCAAGCUCCAGCGCCGUCCGAUGUUUCACGUCAUUAACACGUUAUUCCCUGUUGCAUUGAUGGCAAUAUUAAUUGCUAUGGUUUACAAGCUACCGGCUAAAUCAGGACAGAAAAUAGGUUUCUCACUGACGGUUUUAUUAGCCUAUGCUGUAUAUUUGACCAUGAUUUCGGACAAUAUUCCUAGUACCUCUGUCAAUAUUUGUUACCUUUCUAUUUACCUUGUAUUGAUUCUUACAUUUGGAGCUGCAUCAGUUGUCCUUACAAUUUUUGUUUUGAGUGUACAUUUCAAAUCACAAGAAGAUGAAAUGUCAAAAUGGGUAAAAAACACGACAAAGAAAUGUCUUUUCAAAAUUGCUGGUAUGCAGAGUUGUUGUACCUGUAGCAGGAAUCAAAAUACAACAAAAGUCAAAGUUUUGAACCAAUCUACCAUUGCCAAAAUGGCAAACAAAUGUAACCCUCCAGUUGUUGAAGCAGUAAGAAUGAUGGACAAUAAGCUGACCUGGGAAAAGCUAUCCAAAAUAAUGGACAAAGUGUUUUUCAACAUUAACAUCGCCAUGAUUGUCAUAGUUACAGUCUUGAUGUUCUUAGCAAUAUUCGUUAAUUACUUCACUUCUUAA